AUGCGGCUGCUCCCGGAAUGGUUCUUCUUGCUCUUUGGCCCGUGGCUCCUUAGGAAGGCUGUCGGUGGCCAAAUAGCGGAGUCUGGAAGAUCACAGUACCUGGAGCUGCGCUCCGCCACGUCCGGAGGGGGCACCCCGGGCCAACAGCUCCCAGCGCCCCGCUCUCCCGAGGGCCUGGGCACGGCCCGAGCCUGGAGCUGGUCCUGGCCCGCUAACCACACGGGGGCGCUGGCCAAGGCCGGGAAGGCUGGGGAGCUGCCGGCGCAGCGCACCAAGAGAAAGCCGUCUAUCAAAGCGGCCCGCGCCAAAAAGAUCUUCGGCUGGGGGGACUUUUACUUUCGGGUGCAUACCCUCAAGUUCUCGCUGCUGGUGACCGGCAAGAUCGUGGAUCACGUGAACGGUACCUUCAGUGUGUAUUUCCGUCACAAUUCGUCCAGCCUGGGCAACCUCAGUGUCAGUAUCGUGCCGCCCUCCAAGCGGGUGGAGUUCGGGGGCGUGUGGCUGCCUGGGCCGGCCCCCCACCCUCUGCAGUCUACGCUGGCCCUGGAGGGAGUUCUCCCUGGGUUGGGACCCCCUUUGGGGAUGGCGGCAGCGGGGCCGGGGCUUGGGGGUACUCUUGGGGGCGCACUGGCAGGUUCGCUUGGGGGCGCACUGGGGGUACCCGGGGCCAAAGAAUCCCGCGCUUUCAAUUGCCACGUGGAGUAUGAGAAGACAAACCGAGCCCGCAAGCACCGUCCGUGCCUGUACGACCCGUCUCAGGUGUGCUUCACCGAGCACACGCAGAGCCAGGCCGCCUGGCUCUGCGCCAAACCCUUCAAAGUCAUCUGUAUCUUCGUCUCCUUCCUCAGCUUUGACUACAAACUGGUGCAGAAGGUGUGCCCAGACUAUAACUUCCAGAGUGAGCACCCCUAUUUUGGAUAGCACCCCUUGCCCAGGCCCUGAGCUUUCCCCACCACCUCC
This is a messenger RNA of Dipodomys spectabilis (banner-tailed kangaroo rat), 960 nucleotides long. RefSeq names its product neurexophilin 4 (gene Nxph4). NCBI's taxonomy places the organism in Eukaryota, Metazoa, Chordata, Mammalia, Rodentia, Heteromyidae. Gene Ontology annotation, molecular function: signaling receptor binding. The record is from RefSeq and is a predicted model, not a curated record. The transcript has 2 exons. The coding region runs from base 1 to 921 and encodes 306 amino acids.